GUAUGACGUAUGGAGUUUGAGGUACAUAUUUAAUGCUUGCCAAUUCAGUACUGCUGGUAUUAGGGGGAAACAGUACGGAGGGAUCAGUCGUGUCUUUCCAAAAUGUUUGUUAAAUCUUUGGUGACCCUUGCCUUUGUAGGUUUAGUUAGCUGUGCAGUACCCCUAACCAAAUGCAAGAUAGACGACUCAAAAUGCAUUAAACAGAACACCGAAGUCCUGAUCCCUCUAUUCGCGGCCGGCAUCCCGGAUCUCGGCAUUGAGCAGUUGGAUCCCGUCUCGUUCAAGAAGAUCGACUCGAGCAGUGAUCUGCUGAAGCUGGUCUUCAAAGAUGCUACGCUUAAAGGGCUUAGCACUUGCAGAUUCAAGAGUAUCAAACGCGAUGCUGCCAAGCUGAGUGCCAAAAUCCAUUGCGAUGUCUCCAUGGACGGCAAAUACGACAUGAAGGGACAGAUCCUUGGUCUCCCCAUCAACGGAGAUGGAAACAUGCACAUUGAACACGAAAAAGUCGAGAUCAACUUCGAACUGAGCUACAAGGAGGAAACCGGUGCUGAUGGCAAGAAGCACUGGAACACUGGCGCCUGGACCCACUCCUUUGCCUACAAGGGAAAAACCAAGAUGGAGUUCGACAACCUCUUCGGUGGCAACGAAAUUUUAGGCCGUGCCGCCCGCGAGCUCAUGAGAACCAGUGCCAACGACAUCGCCAGCAUCACUGCUGGCCCAGUCAUCAAAACCAUCACUGGCAGGAUCCUGAAGAACGUCAAGAUCUUCUUCGAGAAAAUUCCAGUUGAAGACUUCGUUCUAGAAUAAAUGGAACGUUAAGCCAAUUGUCGUAAGUGUAAGGUCCUGAGUGCAUGCUCAUAUUGGGUGUGCAGCGGCGGCGAGCGGCGUACAUGUUAAACAAUUGAAGCUCAAGUGUCCUGAGACGUACGCUCGCCCGCUCCUCUCAGAGCGUUCACGCCGGCCUUACGGCCCAGCCACGACAUUGAUCUAAGCACGACAGGACAAGGGCUCGCUCCAAUGUAUGGCCGCCGCUUACCGCUGCCGCGCUUAGACCAAUGUCGUGGCUGAGCCGUUGCACUAACUGAAACGACAUACGCAGCAAAAAUUGUCGCUUUUCGCCGAUCUGUUUUUCAAAAUGGUUCGGGCGACUGUCGAUUUGGUUAGGACAAUACACAGAUGUAAUGAUAAAAUAGUACCAUUGUAUUAUCUCGGAAAAGCUCCUAUUUGUCGUGAUACUUCAGUACUUCGUGUUCUGAGGCUGACUGAAAUAUGAAUUGUAAGUUUCUGUGAACAUACGACGGGAAAUCAUUUAUCAAUACAUAGUCUAUCUACAUGAGGUGCGUACAAAAUAGCGAUACGAAACAUCAGGAAAUGUAAAAUAGGUUUACUGACAAAACUAACAAAUUAAAAUGUCAGUUUUGUCAGUGAACCUCGAAAGACUUUAUUUUAACAUGUCAGUUUAGUGCAUUUAGUCACAAAGAGUUGAAGUGGACAUAAUGGUUAAUUUCUUCUUGAUGGUGACGAAAAUGUCACGUAAAAAAUUAAAAAUCGCCAGACUUUAGGGCCAGUGUAAUACGACUGCAUUCCAACUGUUUAUCAUUUUCCAUGAGCUUUGCAAUCGGAAUGCAGUCAGUAAAAUGUAUGUAGUAUCAAAAUUUUUCUGCAUGUCUGUAUACUGUGUACGUGUAGUAUUUUUUUAACUAUGAAGUAAUCAUACACCGAACAUUGUCAGUACAAUUAAGUAUUUUCAUACAAAUUGUUGGGCAGUCGCUUCAUAGUUAAAAAUACUAUUAGAGCUUAGUAGCUGUAGCUACGUAGCUGAAAAGUUUCAAGUACUUACUAAACUCGUUUAAAUCGGAUGCUAUUUAUUUUACUUGAUAAAAACGGAAAUGUUCCGACGGUUUUGAAAAAUGUUUAUGAAUAAAAUCUUUGGAGGA
Molecule: messenger RNA, 1937 nt
Organism: Leguminivora glycinivorella
Lineage: Eukaryota; Metazoa; Arthropoda; Insecta; Lepidoptera; Tortricidae
Product: circadian clock-controlled protein daywake-like
Exons: 5
Coding region: 103-807 (234 amino acids)
Source: RefSeq, a predicted model, not a curated record